AUGUCGAAGACAGCAUUGUCAACACUAGAACCCCAUGAAUCGUUUACGCUCUGUAACCACAAACAUGGUGACAAGGUCCCUGAUAGAACAGUGACAAUGAUGUUGCUAAUGCUAGUGAUUCCUUGGAUUUCAACCAUGUGGGGUAACUGUGAGGUUAUGAAAGGCAAAAAAUUUACGUGCACACAGUUUUUUCACAAAGGAGAAGAACCCAGUGGCCUUGAACCAAACAGAUCUGCUCGGAUUUGCCAGACCCACGAGGGCAAAGUUCAUUUUGCAACAAUGUAUGACAGGGAAAAACGCAUCCCAAUUUAUUCUGCCUAUAAAUAUAAUAGGAAAGAUGGAAAGUUUAAUAGAUCUUACUACUAUGAACCCCAGCUUGUAGACCUGAAGAACGGAAAGAAGAUGAUGAAAAUGCCAGAGAAUGCUACUAAAGAAGUAAAGGAAAGUCAGGCAGUGUCAGAAGAUUAUAAAAAAGAGAAUAUGAAUAUAUUUUCCAAGCAAUAUAAUCGAGGUCAUCUAAAUCCAAUUAUUCAUCACAAUGAUAUACACAGUAAGGAAGCAACAUGCACCUUGACUAACAUUGUGCCUCAACUUCAGGACCUAAAUGGUGGCCAGUGGACCAAAUAUGAAGGAAUAGAAAUGCAGAACUUUACAAAAGGAUGCAAAAAAACAUAUGUGAUUGUUGGAGUUAUUACAGGAAAUAACUAUACUUAUACGAAUAAUGAAAAGAGGGUUAAUGUGCCGAGUCACAUCUGGACCGCUGCUUGCUGUGUCAAUGAAAAAGGUACUUCUGAAAAAUUCUUUGGUUACAUUGCUAAAAAUAACAAAAAUGAAGUAAAAAAUAUCAGUCUUGUUGAUCUACAGUACUUACUAAAGACAGCUUUUGGCAGUGAUGUGACUUUAUUUAAUGGUGACUGUAAGGGAAACAGAAAUACCCUUUUCCAGAAUUUUUAA
Messenger RNA from Erpetoichthys calabaricus (reedfish), 954 nucleotides. Its product is annotated as endonuclease domain-containing 1 protein-like. The record is from RefSeq and is a predicted model, not a curated record. NCBI's taxonomy places the organism in Eukaryota, Metazoa, Chordata, Cladistia, Polypteriformes, Polypteridae. Gene Ontology annotation, molecular function: nucleic acid binding; hydrolase activity; metal ion binding. The transcript has 3 exons. The coding region runs from base 1 to 954 and encodes 317 amino acids.